UGAGAAGUGAUCUGGUGCCAGAAACUGAGAAGCAAAGAAGGGAGGAAGGAGGAAACCAGGGGAGUUAGUGACUGUUUCAAAACAACCUGGAUCAUUUUGGAUAUAUUUAAUCUAUUAGCUGUGGCCACAAACACAAAACAGUUAGACAUAUGUGUUGGCCGAUGUUCGGUGAGGUAGCAAGCUCGCCCUGGAGUCGCGCGUCGAAGUCGUGGCUGAAGAAGUUUCACAGCGGAGCGGCUAGCCGUUGACGUUAUCACCGGGACCGUCGUCUUCCGCCGCCGAAGCCCGAAGCGAAACCGACAGAAAACAUGGUGUCGUGGAUGAUUUCGAGAAGUGUCGUGCUGUUGUUUGGGACUCUGUAUCCUGCAUAUUACUCUUACAAAGCUGUCAAGACCAAAAAUGUCAAGGAAUAUGUGCGAUGGAUGAUGUACUGGAUUGUUUUUGCUCUGUACACUGUGGUGGAGACUAUCACUGACCUAACAUUUGCAUGGUUUCCUCUAUACUACGAGCUGAAGAUAGCCUUUGUGAUAUGGCUGCUGUCCCCCUACACCAGAGGAGCAAGUCUCAUUUACAGGAAGUGUCUGCACCCUCUGCUGUCCUCCAGAGAGAGGGAAAUAGAUGACUAUAUUGUGCAGGCCAAAGAGAGAAGCUAUGAAACCAUGGUGAACUUUGGCAAGCAGGGACUGAGCAUCGCAGCCACCGCCGCCGUCACUGCAGCUGUCAAGGGUCAGGGUGCCAUCACAGAGAAGCUGCGCAGCCUGAGUAUGCACGACCUCACACAGAUAAGCCAGCAGGACGGCAGAGGAGACCAGCUCUACCAGUACAGCUCCCACUCAGCCAACCCCGCGAUUAGGAGAGCUCAGAGCAGUGAUGCUGCAGACGUAGCAGAGUACUUUUAUGACCAGGAGGAGAGGACGGACGAGGAGACUGAGCCAACCUUCUCUGAAGACGAGGCCGUCACUCAGAAAGGACUGAGACGAUCGCAGAGUGUCAAGAUCACGCGGUCCAGAGUCCGCAAAGAUACUCGUUAUGGAUCCCUGAAGAUUAAAAGCAAGAAGAGACCAGCACUUAGCGCUGUUAAUUAUGGGAUCUGAAGAGACUACUGCUGACACACACACACACACACACACACACACACACACACACACACACACACACACACACAGACACACACACAGAGUAGAUUGACCUGCUGAUUGGCGGAUGCUAUUGUCAGUCUGUAAUUCCAGCUCUUCUCGGUCUGAACUCUUUCAUCUCUCUGAUGGGGAGCUUUAUGCUGACAUAUUUAUUACCCUAACUCAUAAUAAAUCAUAGACUCUGAGAUGUCUGUACAUUGUCUUUGGGAGCACAAUGUACAGACUUUUCUUUUUUUUUUUGCAUGGAUUUUUUUGUUUGUGACUUCUUUUUUUCUUUAGUAGGUGUGAUGUUAUAUAUCUGUGAUCUUCUAGAUUUAAGAUCCAUGUCUUCAUGUCUUUUUGUUUCAUUUGUGGUACCAUUUUAAACUAAUGCUUUAUUAAUUGCACAGGUAUGAGCUACUAAUAAGAGCAGGGCUUUGGGUUGCCAGGUUUUGGUGGGCAUUUAUCCUCCUCCAUCGUGACUCUCUUAAAUUGUUUGUAUCUUAAAUUGAUCAGGGAGUCUCCAAAUCAAGCGUUUGUCCACUUGCUUUCUGGAAAAAAAAAACAUUUUAAUAAUUACUUUUUUUUUACCUGUGACACUACAGACCCCGCACCUUCAUAAAAAAGUCAGAGCCAUGGCCCUUCAUUAAAGUCACAAUAAUUGGGUUUUCACCACUUGGUGGCAGCAGAACAAGCCGGAAAAAUGCCACUCCUUUAGCUCACAUUACACAUUGAUCCACUGUUAAUCCAAAAUUGUUGAUGAAUUUUGAAACUUUUCAACAAACAUAAAACAUUUUUUCUUCUUACAAAUGAAGAGCUAAACUCAUAAUCAGCGAAACACACCGCUGCAUGUAUUUUGUUUGUUUAAUGUUUUUACAGUUAGUUAGACUUAAGUUCUGUUACGACCUAUCACUUCUGGUGACUCGUGAUAAUUCAAUUCCAUUUUAUUUGCAAAACGCCAAACUUCACAUAGAUGUUGCUUGUAACUGACGCCACAGAGUUGAGUCCCUGACUUGCACUAAUGUUAAACUACAAUGUAGCGUGUCACAGAUAUAAUUCCUUUUUUAUGCUUUUACCACAUAGAGAUACAUUUUUAGGUGCCACAGUCUAAAGUGGCUGCUCGUGAUCAACACUGAUUAAAAUGUGCAUUUUAAUGUUGGAUCAAACAACUGUGUAUAAUGUAAAGUGUUUUUUUUAAUUGUUAUUGACCAACUCUUGCUUAGUUUCUUAUGCCUCUUUGAGCUCAUGAUUGUUGCUGCCCACGACCUGACUGUCUUGGGCCUGUCCAGCAGCAAACAGCUGGCGGACAGUCAGAGAGGAGCUGGUGAGGAAAGUGGAAUAUUGCAUGUUGGAGUUUAUUAGCUAUAAAGGCCUAAGUUAACAUUAAAACAAGCCAAAGAUAUUUGAACAACCUCACAACCCCAAAGUGGAUUUAUUGCUGGCUUAUAAUAAGAGCAACAAAGCAUUAUUAAAGGAUUUUAUUACCCAUUAAGUGAGCUGUCGGUUCCCCCUCUUAUACAGAGUACCUUUGGAAACAUGGCACAAGUUUUGCUUCUGCUGCUUUACAGUGUUUUUUCGAUGCGGAACUCGUCUGGGGAAGCUCUGACGCCACUCUUCUGUCGGAGUCUGUUAACUCCUCUGUGACUCAGUAUACCCGCGGGCACUAUUUUCACCAUGGUGGACGCUCCCAGGCUCCGACACUAGCAACAGUCCCUGUCGCAGUGGUGACAGUUUGAUCACCGCUUGGUCUAACUUGAACUUUUACACUUUGGGAGAGGAGGCGUCGAGCCUGUCUGAGUGAAGCACACUUGAGUUGAAUCUAUCGCGAACUGCCGUCGGAGGAUGACGGUGGACAACUAGGAAGAGGAAGACCAUUUGAAUUGUCCCAGAACCUUUAAUGCUGAUUUUUCUUAUUUUUCUGCUUUUUUACUCAUGUAUUUGUAUAUGCCUGUGUGUCCUGACCACAUCCCUGGUCGUUCAUUUCUACCUGUUUUCUGUGGUGAUAGUGAAGAUUAGCCUUUUGAACGUUAUUAUUUUUGUGAUCCUUAAAUCAAAAGGAGUCUUUUGUAUUGUAACCACCUGUUUUUUUUGCACACAUACCUCCUCCCAAAUAUUUGUUUUUAUCAGUGCUUGUUGUAGCUUGUCAUCUCAUUUUUAUAAUGUACUUGCUGUGGUCAAAUGCAGCACAGAGUGAGCUUGAAGUAUGCUUGACAAUGGACACUACUAAUUGCAGCCUCUUGUGUUUUUAAAGUUUGACCUGUUUUUGUUCUCUUGUCCUGAAGUCGGUGGCAACACUGCCGACAAGCUGCACAAGAACCGACCGUGGUGUGGACAGAUGGAAGAGUCCGUUUCUUUUGUGUCUGUGGCCGAAACAUUGUCCAGUUAAUCGGUAGCUGCGCUUCUGACUCUGCAGUGCACCCGUGCGGAUGAAUGAUUCUUGGAAAGUACUUAGCUGAUACAUAUGGGUGACAAAUGAAAGGAAAAACCUGGAUCCAGUGGCGUCGUCCAGGAUGAGCGAAAGAAAGAAGACUCGAUUUGGUCCUCAAUCGCUGGUGUUGAAAUCGCUAUCGGAAGGGAUCUUUUCAUGGCCAGUUAUUGAGAAGAGAAACAAACGGCAGCCCAAACAACUACCGAAACCAAAAAUGCACAUGUCACGACAUGCACUAGAUUCAAUUGUCAUAGAUAUCAGUGCCCUAAAUAUGCCUGAUUAUUAUCAAGAUCCUUGAAUUAUUCCCUGGUAUAUUGAUGAAAAUGUAAAAGAUAGUGACAAAAAAGACAAACAAACAAAUCAACGGACGGGGGCGGAAACAUAACCUCAUAUCACCUCUGGUUUUUCCCCCAUUCAUUUGUCACAUCUGUGUCCCCCCCCCCCCCAUCUUCCACGAGCCUCUGCUAUGUGUGGUAGUACUUGUCCUCUGUAUUAGACCUUGUAGGCGACGUGGUGGGUACACCAUGCUGACCAAGCUUUAACGGACAGGACUAUGUUCAGUCUUUAUUGGGGUGCAACAACAAGCCAAACUUGCUCAUGUCGUAAUCACCGUUGAAUGCUAACAAGUGACUAAUGACACCAAAGCUCCCUGCAGUCACCCAGAGCUGUUGGGGGGGGGUUGUUUGCGUGGUGUAGGUAAAAUGUCUGGUGUGUGGAUUUUGCUGGAUUGUAAAUGCAAUAAAAAAAUAAAAGCUGCCUCAUCACAUUGAGGGCAACAAAUCGA
Molecule: messenger RNA, 4327 nt
Organism: Scophthalmus maximus (turbot)
Lineage: Eukaryota; Metazoa; Chordata; Actinopteri; Pleuronectiformes; Scophthalmidae
Gene: reep3b
Product: receptor accessory protein 3b
Exons: 8
Coding region: 309-1094 (261 amino acids)
Biological process (GO): endoplasmic reticulum tubular network organization
Cellular component (GO): endoplasmic reticulum tubular network; endoplasmic reticulum membrane; cytoplasmic microtubule
Molecular function (GO): microtubule binding
Source: RefSeq, a predicted model, not a curated record